Ictalurus furcatus (blue catfish) is the source of this 1642-nucleotide messenger RNA. RefSeq names its product ELOVL fatty acid elongase 5 (gene elovl5). Gene Ontology annotation, molecular function: fatty acid elongase activity. Lineage: Eukaryota; Metazoa; Chordata; Actinopteri; Siluriformes; Ictaluridae. The record is from RefSeq and is a predicted model, not a curated record. Gene Ontology annotation, biological process: fatty acid elongation, monounsaturated fatty acid; very long-chain fatty acid biosynthetic process; fatty acid elongation, saturated fatty acid. The transcript has 8 exons. Bases 226 to 1110 code for a protein of 294 amino acids. Gene Ontology annotation, cellular component: endoplasmic reticulum; endoplasmic reticulum membrane.
GUGUUCGGUUUUACAUCCAGUAGAAAUCCUGCAGUAGUAGACUUUGUCCCAUCAGGCUUUUGUGAGGCGUUAAAACUGAACUGUUAUCACACGCGUCUCUCUUCCUCCACUCUUCCUUCACUCUCUCACUCACACUCACUCACACACACACAAACACACACUCUCUCAGACUGAAACAGCGGGAACGGGGACCCCAAAGGACGUCCAUCCAGAAGGAGGCUAGAAAUGGAAAGCUUUAACCACAUGCUGAACAAACAUAUUGACUCAUGGAUGGGUCCCAGGGAUCCUCGGGUCAGAGGCUGGCUACUGCUGGACAACUACCCACCCACUCUGGCCUUCACCAUCAUGUACCUCCUGAUCGUGUGGAUGGGGCCGAAGUACAUGAGGAACAGGCAGCCUUUCUCCUGCAGGGGGAUCUUAGUGUUGUAUAAUCUGGUGCUCACCUUUCUCUCGUUUUACAUGUUUUAUGAGCUUGUGACUGCUGUGUGGCAAGGCGGCUAUAAUUUCUUCUGCCAAGACAUUCACAGCGGAGGAGAGGCCGACGACAGGAUUAUUCGCGUGCUGUGGUGGUAUUACUUCUCCAAGCUCAUCGAGUUUAUGGAUACCUUCUUCUUCAUCCUGCGCAAAAACAACCACCAGAUCACCUUCCUGCACAUCUACCACCAUGCCACCAUGCCGAACAUCUGGUGGUUCGUCAUGAACUGGGUGCCAUGCGGACACUCCUAUUUCGGGGCCAGCUUUAACAGCUUCAUCCACGUGCUGAUGUACUCUUAUUACGGACUCUCAGCCGUUCCUGCCAUGCGGCCGUACCUGUGGUGGAAGAAGUAUAUAACACAAGGACAGCUGAUCCAGUUCGUCCUGACCAUGAUCCAGACAUCCUGUGCUGUGGUGUGGCCCUGCGGUUUCCCAAUGGGUUGGCUGUAUUUCCAGAUCAGUUAUAUGAUCACCCUUAUUAUGUUCUUCUUAAACUUCUACAUACAGACUUAUAAGAGGCCCGGGGCUGGGCUGAAAAAGGAUCACCGACACAACGGUGUUAAAUCUGAGAACGGCCACUCGAACGGCGCGACUCAUACAGACACGGUAAAGCACAGGAAGCCGAGGGCAGAUUGAGGACCUGUCCGCUCAGCCAGUUCCUCCAUAUCUGUGGAACACUUCUGUGAAUGUGUUGAAAAACUUCCCCAGUCUACACACCGCAGAGAGAAAAGCAAAUUAAAAGUAAAUCCAUAUUAAAGUUGAAGAGAGUCCUAACAUUUUGCACACUUUAGUGUCCUGUUCAUAUUGAAUUCAAAGACAGUACGAGGAGAAAUACACUGUAGUUUAAAUAAAAGUCAUAACAGGGUCUGUAGAAUAUCUACAUGUAGAGUAUAUUAAUGUGUUGUAUGUGUGACGGCCUGGGAAAAUCCUUUGGAUAUCAUCGAGACCAGCUACUUUCGAAACCAUAAAUCUUUUUCAUCAAAAGUUCUUUACUUUCUAACCUUGCCAUGGCUUUCUGCAGAGAUCAUGUUUGGUUGACGAGGAGCCAGCUGUAAAAUCAUCAGUCUGCCUAAAGAACGCUCGCUAACCAUGCUUUCUUCGCGAAGUGAACAUCAUGCUUCGAUCAAGUUGCUGGUUAUGUGCCUCAGUGAACCGAACGUAAGCCAAA